AUGUCGGAGGGGAAGAAUGAGUUGCCGGAUGCCCAUCUCUUGAAGCGCUUUGAGGUGGUCCGAUUGCUUGGCAAGGGUGCCUACGGCAUUGUCUGGAAGGUGAAAGAGAAAGAAACGGGCAGGAUUUUUGCAUUGAAGAAAUGCUUCGAUGCAUUCCAGAAUUCCACGGAUGCGCAGCGUACCUUCCGCGAGAUCAUCUUUCUCCAGGAGCUGAAUGGCCACGAAAACAUUGUCCGGCUGAUGAAUGUGCUGAAAGCAGAGAGCAGCCAGGACUUGUAUGUGAUGUUCGACUUCAUGGAGUCCGAUCUCCAGCGAGCAAUUGCGGGAAACUUGCUGCAACCAAUCCAUGUUGAGUACGUUACCUACCAGAUCCUCAAGGCUCUGAAGUACGUCCAUUCAGGAGGCGUUCUGCACCGAGACCUAAAGCCAGCCAAUGUGCUGCUCAACUCGAACUGCCAUGUUCGCCUUUGCGACUUUGGCUUGGCGAGAACUGCUUUGCCUGUGGGGAUUCAAGCCGGAGGGCGGCGGAACUCUGCCGCUGCUGACGAGGCUAUGCCACUCCUCACAGACUAUGUGGCCACGCGCUGGUACAGAGCACCCGAGCUACUACUUGGGUCCACGCUCUACUCAGAGGGAGUGGACAUGUGGAGUGUUGGCUGCAUUCUUGGCGAGAUGGUAUCUGGCAAGCCGAUCUUGCGCGGAAGGUCUACCAUGGACCAGCUUGAGAAGGUCGUUGAGCUGACCGGAAAGCCAAGCGAGCAAGAUUUGCGUCCCAUCACCACAACAUCCCAGUAUGCUCGGACCAUGUUGGAAAACCUGGGAAAUGUGCGGCAGAUGCCAUCUUCUGGCGUGCUGUUCCUCCUGAAGCUCCCAGCCCAGGCUAAGACGCUGACCCUGAACCUGCUGAAGUUCAACCCUGACAGAAGGCCUUCUGCGGAGAUUGCGCUCCAAGACAUUUUCCUGGAGAAGUUUUACGGCCAGGCCAGCAACUUCAGCUUCCUGCAGGGCGCCAAGGUAGCGGAGCGAUCUGGGGAGCAUCACGUGCGGCAACGGCCCUUCAGCGAUGUCGAAAACAGAGAGCCGUGGCCGGCAAAGCCUCCGCCGGGCGAGCUCGCGCUUCUCGGCCAAUGCCUCGGCUACAGAACCAUCUCAAAAACUGCGGGGGCAGUGUGGCGAGCAGCCAGGUACCGUGGGGUCACGAUAGCGGCGCGGCUCACCUUCGCUGUCCCCGCGGCUGUCGCCUACUUCCACAAAAAAGCGUUUGCAAAGUUUGACGGCGGGCAGGGCUUCAUCGACGUGCAGGGGCUUUCAAAUGCCUUGAACUUCGUGAAGCUGACUGUCGAAGCUGGAACACAGCACUCCCUGCUGCACAGAAACUUCCAGGUGUCCACCUGUUGCUGGCUGAUGGCAAGAUUUGGCAGCCAAAACAGGCUGGCGCUUGGUCAGUGGUGUGAGCUCAUGGACUACGUGUCGAACCUGAAGAUGAUCUUCCUCCAGGUUGACACCGAUCGCAGUGGUGCGAUCGAGUUUGCAGAGCUCCAUCGUGCCUUCCAGCUUUCAGGAGUCAAUCUAGAAGCCGCGAUAAUCGUGGAGGUUGGCCAAAGCUAUGACAGUGACAAAGAUGGUAGCCUUGAGUUUGACGAGUUUGUGCAAAUGCGCCUGGAGUGGGACUGUUACAUCGCAGCCUGGGACAUGCAGACGCAGGGUGCUGGACGGAUUGCGCCAAAUCAGCUGUUACAGGUGCUAGAAGAGAUCAAAAGAUCUUUGGAACCUUUGGGCACCAUGCUUGGAAUGAGCGGUCUGACAGGCAUGAGCACACAGGGUAUUUUCUACGCAUCAAUGUUUGGCUCCAAGAGACCCUUCCAUCUGAGCACGUGUGAGAGGCUCAUUAUACGCUUUGGACAAGGCAGCCUGUUUCUGAACUUCGAGCAGUUCUGCAGCAUGAUGGUUUUCCUGAAGGAGAUGAAGAGUGCAUUUAGCAGCCUGGACAACAAGGGUUCCGGGUCUCUUCAGUUGCCGGAGCUUUGCAACGCUUUCUGGCGGGCCAGGAUCAAUCUGCCAGAGGCAUUGAUUCAGCAAAUAGGCAAAAGCUUUGACAGCGACAAUUCUGGAGGGAUCGAGUUUGAUGAGUUCAUACAAAUGACUGCGGAGUGGCAUGAGAUGUGGAAACUGCAGGAUCGUUUUAGCACCACUGUCGCGGCAGAGGAGCUGUCACGGAUGUUGGGCAGUGUUCAAGUCAUCUACCAGGUCAUCAAUGGAUCCAUCCAGACACUCCGGCCUUUUAGUCUCAACACAUGCCGGUGGCUCAUCGCCAAAUUCGGCACCUGCCAGGCAGGAGAGCGCUUCGCGAAGCGCCUCUCCUACCAGGAGUUCUUGAACCUUGUUCAGUAUCUCAAGGAUUGCUAUAUCACCUUCCUGAGAUUUGACUUUAACAGGAUGGGGAGCCUGGGUGCUGAGCAUCUUGGUAGUGUUCUAGCAGCAUUCGGUUUGACCCUGAGUGCGGACGCUGUGGAUAACAUCCGUCUUAGCUAUGAUGUUGAUCGCUCCAAUCGGCUGAGCUUUGACGAGUUUCUACAGAUGCUCCUCGAGGUCCAGCUGUACGAGCAGUGUUUCAGCAACCGAGAGCAGAAUCCUGCUCUCCUGACACCGCUCAACACGCUCAGUCCAAUUCUUGGCCAGUCACUCGCAGGCGGAAUGUCCUCCGGAAUUGUGGCUCUAGAUCGCUCCGCAUUCUUCUCACUGGUCUUCGCAGUGCCCCGCCAAUUAACACUCCAAGGCUGA
This is a messenger RNA of Symbiodinium pilosum, 2781 nucleotides long. The record is from the annotation of a GenBank genome assembly. Lineage: Eukaryota; Dinophyceae; Suessiales; Symbiodiniaceae.